Messenger RNA from Cooperia oncophora, 1764 nucleotides. NCBI's taxonomy places the organism in Eukaryota, Metazoa, Nematoda, Chromadorea, Rhabditida, Trichostrongylidae. The record is from the annotation of a GenBank genome assembly.
AUGUCAAUUGAGCAAGCACGAGAGACUCUUGGUCUGAACACAAUGGAAGAUGGAUGGCAGGACGCAUCGGUGAUUCGUCGCGCGUACUUCAAACUAGCCGCACGUUACCAUCCGGACAAAAAUCCGGAAGGUCGUGAGAUGUUUGAGCGGAUCAACACGGCGUACGAAUUGUUGUCGAGUGAUGCUGGCCGAUCGUCUAUGCCAGAUCCACAGCGUAUUGUGUUGUUCCUCCAGGCACAAAGUAUCAUUUAUGGCCGUCAUUCUCAAGGUACGGCUUUUUUGCUAUUCUGCGCAUACAAAUACCAUGGAUAUGGUCACUACUUCGACACACUACUCCUACGAUCUGGAGGCAACGAAACGGCUUCACUGUUUCCAGACGGUGGCGGUGCAUUAGCUCUUCAAAUCGCAUUUGAUCGCUGUGUACCUGUGAUUACAGUGAGUUCUACACCGACAGACAUGGCUGUGCAGGUGUGCGAACAUAUAUGCAAUUGUUUUGCUACAGCUGCGAGCUUUGAAGCAUGUCGUCAACGUAUCGCAGAGAUGCCCACUGUCUUUGGCAAUAUAUGUCGAUUGCUUCAAUUUCCGGAUCUUCCCCGCUUGUCAUCGGCGGCUGCGCAAUGUGUCUGUUCGAUGGCUGUGGACACCUUGCUGCAAACUCAAUUGUUCCAGUCAGGUGUACUGUGGCAACUUGUUCCACAUCUUUUCCAUUACGACUACACUCUUGACGAAGGCGGUGUUUCACAUAGUGAAGAAUCAAACAAGCAAGCUAUGGCGAAUCGUUUGGCUCGGGUCAGCUGCGAAGCAUUAGCUUGCUUGGCAGGGUUCAGAGAGGCUACACCAGAUAACGAUGGUGUGCAGAAUAGUUUGCGGGCGCUCUUGACGCCGUACGUUUGUCGAUGCAUGCGAACAGAAAGUAAUGAUAUGGUUCUGAAAACUUUGAAUUGCAACACGGAGAAUCCAUACCUGAUCUGGGAUAAUGGCACUCGUGCUGAGGUUUUGGAAUUCGUUGAACGGCAUCGUACUUCGAGAGAACAGACGAGUGAACUGUUCGGUGCGGAGUUCCAACUGUCGAUUCACGCUAAAGAGCUGAUAGUAGGCGAUAUAUUUGUGCGAAUUUACAACGAACAACCAACGUUUGUUUUGCAAGAGCCUAAGAAGGUGGCUAUGGAUUUGCUGGACUUUAUGGGACGGCAUGCACCUGAGCUCACCGGACAGCUGAGGAAGCCAGCAAAUGGCGAUUUAAUAGAUAUUGACUGGUCGUGCUCGAACGCUAAUAAGCUGUCAACUGAUGAAAAAGUCGUAAUGUGCACGGAGGCGUUAGCGAAUUUAGUCUCGGCAAAUCCUGGGGUGGAAAUCCUACUCAUCGGUCAUUUCAAUCUGAUCAUUGCCUACCUUCGUGCGCGAUUGUUCCCGAAUGUCCAAUUGGCCACGCUGAAGUUGUUGUCCUUGGCUGUGGCGAACAGAGAAUGUGUACAGGAUUUAUCGAAUCUUCACUGUUGUUCUUCAUUGUUUAUUCUUAUGCGGGACAGGAAGGAAGCUCGUGCUCUCAUUCUGAACAUCUUAAUUGCCCUAUCUUCGAAUGGUCAAAUAGUGAAGGAAAUGCUAGAAUACGGCGGGCUUUUGUACAUAUUAUCAGUUUUGUGCUCCUCUGAAAGUGACUCUGGUGAAAGGUUGCUGGCUGCUGAAUUGUUAACAAAACUUCAGGUAAGUUUACUGGUCGUCGUUGUCAUCGUGAUCAUGAAUUCCGUUAAACAAACUGCAUAG